Penicillium crustosum is the source of this 429-nucleotide messenger RNA. RefSeq lists its product as uncharacterized. The record is from RefSeq and is a predicted model, not a curated record. The transcript has 2 exons. Lineage: Eukaryota; Fungi; Ascomycota; Eurotiomycetes; Eurotiales; Aspergillaceae. The coding region runs from base 1 to 429 and encodes 142 amino acids.
AUGGAGCAACAGGAAGCUCGCAGUGUGAAACCGGUCAUCUUCGAGAAGCGCGCCCUGGCGGCAGAGGCUUUCCAACCUGCCAUUGAAACCCUAGAGCGAAUGGAGCAAGAAGACCCGAAGCUCGCUAUCCAAGCAGCGCGUCUUGUGGGGCUCUAUCGGCGCCUGUGGGAGUCAUGCAUUUCCAAGCACCAUGCCGACCAAAGUCUUGCAGCGGAUAACAACGAGCUGCGUAUCACUAACACCCAGCUGUUUCGGGAAAGAGAGUACCUGAAACAGCAGCAGAACAACCAGAUCACGCGCUUGACCCUUUUUGAAGAGGCCCUUGGCAAAGUCCGAGAAGGGAUCGUUGGCGUCCUCAAAGACUGGGAUGGCUAUGCCGAAGGAGCCACAUCGGUUUCAUGGAAAGGGGCACCUCUAGGAGGCCAAUGA